Molecule: messenger RNA, 2656 nt
Organism: Mytilus californianus (California mussel)
Lineage: Eukaryota; Metazoa; Mollusca; Bivalvia; Mytilida; Mytilidae
Exons: 5
Coding region: 654-2213 (519 amino acids)
Source: RefSeq, a predicted model, not a curated record
UCAACUUCUGAUGUGAUACCUGAUUUGGAACAUUCACACUCGUAUAAGAAUUUCAUAAUUAUAUUUAAUCAUUAAGAAAAUUUACGCCAAUUAUUUGUCAAUUCAGGCCGUUUUCAAAGCACUGAAGACGAUUAAAAUUAUUUGCAUAAAGUAGAUAAAGAAGUAUUUGGGACAAUACCAAUAAUGAUUAUGAUUUAUGUAUUUGGCUUCCAAAACUUCCAGUCUUGACCGUAACUGAUGAAAGUGAUUCCAGACGCACGUGCCCGGAGUACUGAAAUUGAUAUCAUUAGCUUAUGAUGUACCUACAGCAAAAACACCAGAUUUGGUAUGGUGAUUAUGUUUGGUGAUAGUUUCGGUUGGAGUAGUGAUGAAUGCAUUGGUUUUUCUUAACUGUUAUAUGCAUACCUUUUAAAAGUGAAAUAAAUGCAGAUCGAACAGUAAAAUCCACAAAUAAAGGACAUGUCUAAAUACAAAAAAACGCCUCAACUAUUUACAGAGAAAAUAAAGUUUAAACUAUUUUCAAUAUACCUUGAAGCUAGUCAGCUUUUGAUUUUCCAAUGUGUAUUUAUAGUGUAAACAUAAGAUUGGUUACGGGCGUAGAGUUGGGGGAUAUGUUUGUUAUUGUAGAUGUCUAAUUUCAGUGUAAACAUAAGAUGGGUUACGGGCGUAGACGUGGAGGAUAUGUUUGUCAUUGUAAGAAUCCAUAUCGAUAUCCAAGAUGGAUAUCUCCUCCAUUCCAAGGUGAUGACGUAGAACGAGCGACUGACGAAGAAUACAAAAAUAACUUUGAAUGUGUAAAAGAUGGACAACUUGGAGUGCUCCCUGUUGUCGACAAGACAGAGCAAGUAGUCGUAGAAUUUGGCGUAGGAGAUAUUAACGUUAGAAAAAGAAGAUCAUUAAACGGGUCUGAACCGAAUGUUGUAAGAAGUCGAACGCUAAAAUCAGUUGAUGUGGAUAAUCGCACGUUGAAAUUGGAACAGUCUAACAGAUAUUCGGAAAAAUUACAAAAAUUGUUUGAAAAAAGACAAAAAAAAGAGAGACUUACACCAAUCUAUUUAGAAGAUAAGUUAAGAAAAAGGAGAAAGAGAACAGUUAAUAGUGGCGAGAGAUCCGAAUUUGAUCAGAUGAGGUUUGAAAAAAUGAUAAGAAUUUUUCGACAGAAAGCAAGUAUCAAUAAGGUUAGCUGUAAAACAUCAGCUCCAAGUCUAUUACAUCUACCAGGAGACGUUGCCUAUGGCGUCGACAAACAAUUUGAUUACCAGGGAAGAACGGCACUUAGACUUGCCCACUUCCUGAGUAACUUCUUACAAAAUGUUCAAGCUAGCGACAACUUUGGUAAUCUAAGAGGCGGUGGACGGUUACAUAUGGAACAAAUGUUUGGAGAGGUAAUUGCCAAUGUAAUGGCUGAUCAUAAAAUUCUUUCUUGUGGGCUUUAUUUCGAACCAUACACGUUUGAAAACCAAGAUGGUUCCAAAAGAGAAAUGUUUGGUCCUUUUGCUUACAUGCAAGAUGGGCGUGCUCUUGCCCUUGAUACUGCUGGCAAUCCCAGAAAAUACAUUUAUGAAGAUUUUUAUGUUAAGAUGAAAGCUAACUGGAAAACAAAUUUUGAACACCUACAGACGUAUAAGAUGAGACCAAUGGUUAGGUACGAUCCUGCUGGAACCAGUCAGAUUCGAUUUGAAUACUUUCCUAUGCGUUACAAAGCACCUGCAUACUACGAUGGCCAAUGGUCACAUCCAUAUUUCAGAUGUGAUGGAAUGGUGGAUGAUUGGAUCAUGACAUAUUCGGCUCCAUUCUUUAAAAAGAAUUACAUCUCAAAUAAAAUAGAAUUCGCAGGAGUUAUAACGGUAGAUGUUCCACUCGACAAACUGGAGGUAAACCAGUGUCCGCAACCAUUUUAUGUUGCCAAUGCAUUCAAAAAUACAGCUAGAUGUCAUACAAAGUCUACAAAGUGUAGACCACAAGCAGGCUUCAAAUUUUCGCGUGGAGCAUACCGAUGUGAUUGCAAACAAGGACACGAGUAUCAAAUUCGUGACGGGAAAUUCUGGAUUGAAGGUUCCCUUAUUGAACUUGAGUAUGAAAAGAAACAAAAGAACCUGUUUAGCAGAUUUGAUCAAUUAAUCUGUCGAAUAUCUGCAGCUCCUAGGGUCAUGGGAUCAUUUACAACGGCAUUUAUGGUUACGAUCUACAGUCUUGUAAUGCUACACUUGUGAGGUAUCCAGCGAAAGUGCUAAAUAAAAAAAAUGUGUAUGAAGAAAAUGUAUUUACUAUGGAAACACUGUUUGAUCCCUAUCACAAAUUUGAGGGUAAUACACAAAAUGUGUUUUGAAACUUGAAUUCAUCAAAAGAGAAACCAAACAAGACCAGACUUAAAAGCUUCUAUAGGAAGUGAUUUAAUUUAAGUUUGUUUAAUUUUUGCAGUUGAUAUAUAAUGACAAAUAUUUGCAUUGUACAUAAAUCUACAUUCUCAUAUCACAAUAGACAUUUAUAAGUCAUACAUGUGUACAUAUUUCAAAUGCACCAGAUAGUUACCUCCACGGUGUUUGGUUUAUAGUGACCAUGGCAUCUGUUCGUUGUCUGCAUUUUUUUUAUCCACAACUUCCUAUUUAACCAUUGUUUUGAUCACAACAAAAAAAAAUCAAACCAUCCGUAGAAC